Molecule: messenger RNA, 2668 nt
Organism: Wallemia mellicola CBS 633.66
Lineage: Eukaryota; Fungi; Basidiomycota; Wallemiomycetes; Wallemiales; Wallemiaceae
Exons: 3
Coding region: 172-2622 (816 amino acids)
Molecular function (GO): GTPase binding
Source: RefSeq, a predicted model, not a curated record
CCACAUACAGCUACGAAACUUCUGAGCGAUCCAAUCGCUCUGCUACCACCUAUACUCUCAGUUGACGACGUAGAGAAGCUAUUGUCACCUGAAAAUACCCUUUCGAAAAACGAUAGUAACAGAUUAGCUAAUCGAGCACUCAAUGAGGCUAUAUCAUCAAAGAAUCGUGAGAUGUUAGAAUGCGUACUGGGUCCACUAGGAAGACGCUGGGUUGACGUGGACUUGAAUGAUAACGAAGGUUCCCCAAUGAUAGUACUUGCGGCUGCUUCGGUUUGGUUGGAUGGCGUGUCUUUACUCAUCAAGACAGGUGCAGAUGUAAAUGCAUCUGACAGCCAGUCUUGGACUGCCUUGCACUGGGCCACGAUAAAUUCUCAAAGUCAGCCAGACAUUAGUUCACAGAUCAUUGGCCUUCUUCUUCAAAACGGUGCUUCCCCUUUAGUUAAAUCUAACAAAGGUCGAACUGCGAAAGAUAUUGCACCAGCUUCAAAUGACAUAGUUGAACUACUAGAGGUAGCACAAGAGCAAGCUUUCAUUACUCAAUCGAACUCUGACCUCUUUUCCCUCUCACAAGCAUCUGCUACACCUUCACAGUCUGGUAGAAGCAAACAACGAGCUAAAGAUAAGAAAGCAGCUUACGAAAAUUCAGUGUUACGGAAUGCAGCCAAAGAAUUAGACUUUGAGUGCUCCUUAAUUCUCAAAGAAGGUGAAUUAGAUGAGGCCGCAGAAGAAGACGGUGAAGAACUUACUGACAGCUUAUCAAAAACUUUUGACUGGAAUACUUGUUUACCACACCAGAUGCUUAUCAUCAAUUCAGAUCAGGUUAAACAAUCAAUAGAUGCUCUCUUGUCUUUAUCACCGCAUCCUAAGCCAUUGUCUUACGAAAGUUCACCCGCUAGUGCCCUUUUCUUAUGGCAAAGAUAUGCAUUCUACGUGGGUGACCCAUCUGGCGAACUUUCUUCAAUCAUCUUCGACCAUGCGGUCGAAAAUAUUGAACAAACUUUAUUUAACAAUCCCGAGAACCUUCCUCUUCUGGCCUUCUGGUUACAUAACGUGACGCUCUGGUUGUACUUCAUCAAUUCAGAUGCGUCAAUGUCAGAAGAAUGCAAGGACAUGCAAGAUAUACUUUCUGAUUUCACAAAUGAGAUUUACGUUUUCAUCGUUAGAUUAGUUGAAAGGAAAAUGGAUAGAGUUAUAGAACCGUUUAUUUUAGAUUUUAACAGUAUGCCCGAAUUCGAUGAUAUAAGAUUUGACGGUGAAUGGAGAAUUAUGAGGGCUCUCACAAAGCGAAAAGGAAGCGUCAGAAGUCCGAACAAGAAGCCUCCAGGACAUAGACGCAAUGGCGGAGGAAGCUUAUCUAGUAGUAUUUUUGGUAAAACCGGUGGUUCAACAAGUUCAUUUUCAGAUAUAUUUAGUAGUAGUAAUGCAGACAAUAAUAUCGAAACUCUGAAGUCGCCUUCUAUGAACUCAUUUGAUGAUGAAAUGAGAAAUCGACCGCUUGCUUCAGAUGGUGGUAUCGCUCCUUCAGCUUCGCUUGCAUCACUUUCCAAUACCAACGAUGGAGAAGAUAUAAUUAGUGAAAAGUUCAGCAAAGUAAACAUAGAUGAUGUCAACAAUAAUUCACCAAAAAAGGUCACUCAGCUUUUGAAUUCAACACUGAUUGUUCUGGAGUUAUACAAUGUCAAUGAAGCUCUAAUUAUCCAAAUUUUCUCGCAAAUAUUUUAUUGGACAGCUUGUGAAAUUUUCAACAGAAUGAUAACGAACAAGAAGUAUUAUAGUAGAAGUCGGGCAUCAAUGAUCAGAUUGAAUUUAAGUGCUAUAGAAGAUUGGGUAAACAUCAACAAGUUACCUUCAAGUAUAUUUACAUAUCAUUUUGCGACAGUUAGCCAAAUGCUUAGAUGGUUAGGAUGUUUGUCUGCAAUGUCCGAUUUUUCAGCAUUGAUUUCUACUUUACAAACACUCAGGCAGCUCAAUCCAAAGCAGCUUUUUAAAUUACAAAAGGAAUACCGCCAUGAGGCUGGUCCAACAAUUGAGAGUCGUAUGAGUAGUGAAUGUGUAGAGUAUCUGGAACAGUUCGUCAAUGCAUGGGAUUCGCGCAAGAAAACAAGUGAAACGAGGGAAGAUAGUUCAGAAGUACCUCAAAAGACUCAAAAUCAUAUUGAUAACAUAUACCCUGAAAAUCAAUCCUCGAGCAGUGCCUAUGACACUUCGAUAGGACUUGGCUUAGGACUGCAACCGUUGCCUUCCAAUAGUAACGUCUUGAAAGAUGUCUACGUUCCUCCACCAUUACCUGAAAAUUUUAAUGAGCAAGUCGAUAGCAGGUACAUGCUACCAUUUGAAUUACCAACAAAUCACGAACAUUUGCAAUGGCGUAGAAAGCACUCUUUCACGUAUAGACACAUAAGCGCAUUCGAUACACCAAAAAUAUCGUCUCCAGGUUUGCUCAGCGAUGAUGACCACCUCUCAAUUCUCAACUCUCGUCCACCAUCACGUGCUUCCUCCUGUCACUCAACUGGCGUAUAUGGCCAAUUCACAGUAACGCCAGAUGUGCCUGAAGAUAUUCUCGAGUUUGUUGAUAGAUUCGUACAUGAAAGCCUGGAUACCUUAAAAAAUGAACGAUCAUAGAUCCUUAAGUAAUUUUUUGUUUGUAACUAAGCAUUGUAAGUCUUUU